UGGAGGCAACAGGCCUUUCUGCUGAGAACCAGAUUCUACCAAGAACGUCCUGGACUUUGAGAACCAACAAUUGUAUGGAGGAGGUUUGACUGACAGCCAGGAAAUCACUGAAACAGGGUUGUACGGGGAGUGCGGGGGUGUAAAUAGAACAGUUGGCUUGGGGGUUCAGGUCUGCCACCUGUUACCUAUGAGACUUUGUAGUAAGCUCUGAUACUUGAUUUCUUGUAAAAUGGGGAUGCCAGUAACCUGCCAGUUUAAUACUGACCCAUAGUAUUUAAUUUCAUUUAUCAUAUUCAAUUUUCCCCAGUUGUUUUCUAGUAAUGUCCAUUAUAACUCAUUUUUUUCUGAUUCAGAUCCAAUUAAGGGUCAUAUUUUGCAUUUAGUUGUUAUGUCUCUAUAUUGUCCUUUAAUUCAGAGCAGUCCUCCUACCUUUGUGUGUGGCUUCAAGACAUUGAUAUUUUGGAAGCUUUCAGGCCAUUUAUUUUGUGGAAUGUUGUGUAUCUAAUUUUUUCCAAUUAGAUAACAAUGUUUUUAAAAGCUGCACUGUGGAGCUUGUGAGGCAUACGGUUAGGAACUAUGACUAUGGAGCUAGAUUUUCUGGGUUCAAAUCCCAGGUCUAUCUUUUAUUAUCUAUUUAAACUUAGUCACAUUAUUAUAGAUGGUCCCUGACUUAGGAUUUUUUUUUUUUUUUUUUUUUUUUUUUUUACAAUGGAGUGAAAGUGAUACACACUUAGUAGAAACCAUACUUGGAAUUUUGAAUUUUGCUCUUUCCGGGGCUAGUGAUAUGCAGUAGGAUACUUUCUCAUGAUGCUGGGCAGAAGCAGUGAGCCGCAACUCGCAGGCAGCCACACCAUCACAAGGAUAAACCAAUACAUUUAUAACCAUUUGGUUUUUCACUUAUGGUACGGCAUUCAAUAAAUUACAUGUGAUAGUCAACUCCUUAUUAUAAAAUAGGCUUGUGUUAGAUGAUUUUGCCCAAAUGUAGGCUAAUGUAAAUGUUCUAGGCACUUUUAAAGUAGGCUAGACUAAGCUAUGAGGUUCAGUAGGUUAGGUAUAUAAAAUACACUUCCAACUUAACAUUUUCAACUUAGGAUAGGUUCAUCAGGAGGUAACCCCACUGUAAGUUGAGAUAGAUCUGUGUACCUCUGUACUCGAAUCUCUAAUAUAAAAUGGGGAUAAUCAUGGUACCUCUUCAUUACUGUGGAGAUUAAAUACAUGUAAUAUUCGUGAAGUUUUCAGAACAGUCCCUGCACAGUAAGUGCUCAUGAACUGUUACUAUAGAAGGCACAUUCUUGUGGGAGUUUCAAAAUUUGUAGAAAAAAAAUCCACUCACUUUAUUAUAAAUGAUGUUUUUUCCAGUGCUUACUGUUGUCUACAAUUAUGCCAGCUGCUGAAGUAAGAAUUAAAAAAAAAGGGGGGGGGGUUCCUGAAUGGAAAAAUAAGUUUAAGACAUGAUCUGUGAUCUCAAACAGCUUACUAGUGUGAAAUCACUAAAAUAGGUGAAACAAUCAAGGUAGAGUUAAGUGCUGCUAACCUGAGAAAGCAUGAAGUUCAUUCUGAUAGGAGAAGGAAGUGGUCUGUGUUGACUGAAAUAGCUGAAGAAGAAUGGAUAAAAACUGACUAGUCAGAGAAAAGGAAACAGGCAUUAUUCCAGGCAGAGGAGAGCACUUGAGCAAAGGAAUAAUUCGGGUUAAAAAGGUGAGGGCAGUGGGAACUAAGAACAAACGAGCGUGGGACCGGAUUAUGUGUGGUCUAACCCUGAAGUACAAGCAACUAGGUUCUCAUGCAGGAGGUAAAGGGGAGCCAUUUUAGGUUGUUGAGAAUAUUAUCUUAGCCGGGUAGAGAAAAACUGGAGACUCAGGCUGAGCAAAAGCAUCGCCGAAAGUCCAAGACUAUUUGUCUUUCACCUGAGGGAUGUCACAUACUUGCUUGAAAUGUUCGUUCACGUAAAGGUGGGAGUGUCAAGCAACAGCCACGACCCAGAGACAUUCUACCUGGAAGUCACGAGCUCAGGCCCACGCACCAAGUCCUUGAUGCUUAAUCCAAGUCUAGAAUUUCACUGAGUAGCUAACCAAGUUUAGCAAUGUCCGAAGGAGCUCGCUCACUGGACUGUUACUCAUAUUGAUGCCGAGGGCCUCGUUUCGCUGAGAAAGGACGGUGGGAAAGGGUGAGGAGGGUGAGAAAGUGAAAGGAAAGGGACAGAGGCGGGGAAAGGGAUAGAUACCAGCCAACCGCUAGGGUCCAGAUGGCAGGGGGUCUGGGUUGGGGGUCGGGCUGCCCUCAGGGGCCCCCCGGGGACCCGGCCUGGGGCGCGGCGCGUGUGCUCGCGGGCGGGGCGCCCCGCCGCCGGCGGCGACCAAUCCGGGAGGGCGUCCGGGGAGGGGCGGAGCUUACCGGCUCGGGCGCCGCGAGUCCUCCUUUUUGCACACACACGAAUACAAAGAGCCAUACGACCUUCGGGUAUCCUUUUUCCAUUUUUUUUCCUCCUUAAUCUUGUGUGUGUUUUCAAAAUUUUUAAAACUAGAGAUCUGUGGCAGUGCUGGGGUGAGGAAACUGUUGCUAAGGGGAAUUUGCGCUUUCCCCCAUUUCUUUUUCUGUCUCUCUUCCUCUUUCUUUUUCCUGGUCAAGGUUUUAAAUAUACCAAGAAGUUGAGAAGCAGGAUGGCCGUGUACAACUGUUAACAGCCAAAUUUGUAGAGAUUUUUUUUCUUUUUGUUAUAAAAGAAAACUGGUAAAUUUUUAUGGUCGAGGGAUUUAAAAAAAAUUAGACGCUUGGGAAGUAUAGAUUUCUUCUUCUUCGUCUUCUUCUUCUUCUUUUUAGGCGGGCUGAAGGGAUAAUGUAAAUUUCUGCCACGGGCAACGUCAAGGGCAACGUCGAAAGAAGCGGAGAUUUGAGACUCCCUCACAAAGCUGUUUGCGUGCGUUUUACACACCCUCCCCCAGAAUCAAAACCAAGUGGCUUGAAUGUGGCAAUUGUCCAAGGCCAAUAGGUUAAAAAUGUUUGGAUAUUAUAAUUGAGACACUCAUUUCCCUGGGGAGGUGGGCAAAGCCCUUCUUACAAAUGUGUCUUACAUUUUCAUGAAGACAGUGUGUGUGUGUGUGUGUGUGUGUGUGAGCAAAUGAUAUCAUAAAGAUUUAUCUUGGGGUUUUGUGCUUUGUGUAUAUGUACAGUAUGUGUAUAUGUGCCAUAUCAGAUUUUGUUUUCAAAAAAAGAUUACCUUUGGUUUUAUGUGUGCAAAGUAGCCCUUAGGAUGUGAUUUUUUUUCUGUUGUGUUCCCAAAAGUGAUUAAAACAGGAUUUCGUGUGCAAAUUAGAGUUUAGAAGAAAUCCUGUUCUUAGCAUACUUAGGCACUUUCAUUUUAUGUGCAUUUACUGUAUUUUUCUACUACUCUUCUAAAGUAUCAGUGAAUAAUUAAAUAAUUGCCAGGGAGUAUAUAGUCCAUGUGGCAAACGAGCAUAGGCAAUUUAUUGAAUCUGUGGUUCAAAGCCUUCUUUAGUGAUUGUUUUGCCUAAGUGGUUUUGCUUUUUAUUGUCUCACGUUCAUAAAUGUACAGCUGUGUAUAUUUUGGCCUUUAUGUGUGGUUUCGUUGGUGUGUUCUGAAGGGAAGGUCUCUCUUGGCUUUUUGACAAAAUUGGUCGUUUAUAGGUUGGGAUUUGUUUGAAAAGCUCCACAGCUGGCAAAGUGUCAGGAAAAUAAUCCAGUCAAGUCCAAUUCUCAAAAACUGUUCAUGAUGGUUGUGAUGGGGGAGGGGCCAGAGGAGGCAAAGGCAAAUAAUACAAAGGAGGGAUAAGAAAUGCAUUUUGGUUAUCAUGUUGCAUUUUUGGAAUGGGAAGCCUUCUCCCCGUGUGGAAGAGUCACAGAGAAAAGGAUAAGAAUGAGGACAAAACAAGCUGAGCGGGACCUCCUGUUAUAUGAGCCAUAUUCUCCCUUCAUUCUGUUACAGAACCAGUGUCUUCUAUUAGGAGUCAUACGGAAAAUAUAUUAAAAACUGCAUUCGCAGAUUGGAGUGAAAGCAUAGGAAGUAUAUGGGGUGAUGAGGGAGAAACUGGAAUGUCACCAGUGAAGUAGCAACCAGGAUAUAAAAGGAUCUACUGUAGAGUUCAAAUUUCAUUACAACAGAGCCUCUGUAUGGUGAUGGUAACACAGUUCUAUUCCUCAGCUAACGUCCUACUCAUUGUCAAGUAGCAUUUGGGACCCCUCAACAACAGCUUUAAAAUUAUUUGUACAAGUCUUGAAAUUCAUAAUGAAAGUCGCCCUCUGUGGGCUCUCUAGGUUACUUACCUGUACUGGGUGUAUUUUUAUUAACUAACAAUGCAAGUCAGAUCAGUACUUAAUAAAUACUACCUCAAAUACGGAUCAUUCCACAAGUUGAGACCUGCAUGCAUAUCUCUGAGAUCUAGUCAGAUUACGGUGAUUUUGUGAUGGCCGUGGUGCUGGGAAUUUUAAUGGAACUUUGCUCUUUCUAAUUCUUUUUCACAUCACUGCAGGGCAUCACUUUUUAACUUCUCGUGAGAGAGCUCUUGUAGAGCAGUACACUUGCUAAGCCAUUUGAUUUUUAUUAGGAACCUAGGCUCAUGUCCAAGGUCCCUGCGUUGAGUCCCACGAAUAUAUCAUUGGCUUGGCCUUCCUACCAAAGCACAGCUGAACUCAGUUGCCUUUGGGGUUCGUAGAGAUGAAAACUUUGAAGGGGAACUGCCCCCUUGCUAGUGGGACCUGAAAGGUCUGUAACCAAGGCCGACAGGAAUUAAAAGCUUUCCACCACCAAAUGUAUGAGACCUUUCUGUGGCCACUGCAUUUAUAAUCGUGUACACGCAGACUUGUAAGCAGCAGAGGACAGAACCAAGUAAACAAAACAAAACAAGCUAAAGAUGGCGCCUAACGGCCCUGAAACAGCCUAGCAGUCGUGUCCCGCCCUGAAGAGGCCCCUCCCCUCCCUGGCUCGUUGAGUGAUUGUGGAAUGCAACCAGUAACGUCCCUGGCCCUGCUCCCCUCGUCGUUCAAUCGCCAAUCACCGGGAGCCAGAGGACAGGCGGGGCGGUGCCUCGCCGCGUGCGCGCGCUGGCCGGGUACACGGGCCGGCGCCGCGGUCUCUCUCCCGAGCCCGCGAGCUCUUGUAGUUGUAGCUGAGUCAGCUGGCCGCGGUGGCGCGCGGCACACGCGGUGGAACACCCGUGAUGGAACACCUGUAGGGCUGCCAGAGCAGGACCGCCGCAGGAACUUCCGGGCUGUUCCCAGACCGAGUCCUCAGAGCUUUUGUAGCCACGUAGUGUACCCACGUUCUGUGCUGUUUGGGGAAGAAGACCAGUCGAGGUGGAGGGAAGGGCUCAAGGUAGGCACAACAGUGUCAGGGGUAAAGGCCUCUUGCAAGAAAGAGUAAGUGUUCUGGGUAAGAAUGUGGUUGUUGUCAAUUUGGUACCAGAAGGGGUACCUACCCAGUAUCCCAACCUGAUGCAUCUUAGUUUCUGGUUUCACAAAUGCUGAACCCAAUCUGUAUGUUAUCCUCUACAUAACUGUCUUUUUCUCACAACAGCCACGUUUCACAUUAAACUCCUUGCAUAAUGUUGGUUAAAGACCCUGCGAGAACAGUGAAGUCCCUUAUUUAAGAAGAGAAAGAAUACAUAAAUGACACAUCCAUAAGUUGACAUAAGAAUUGCUUAGUGCUUUCCUCUAACCUUUAGUUUUAGAUUUAGCUGUGCCUUCCAGUGACUCUAAUGACAGAGAAGCUGCAAAUGGAUUUGAGUUCAGUUCUUACAAAAAGUGAAUACCUGGCAUGGAAACCGUUUUUUCGAUAUAUAAGGUGGAAAGAGCAAAUUAAAGACUAUUCUUUAAUAACCAAAUGUAAUUAAAAUGCAUUGUGAGAUUUACGUUUUAGUACCUCAGAGGCACUGAUAUUACCUGUUUCUGAAAUGAGAUUGCUGAUGCAGAAAAAAGCCCCCAAAUCUCAAUAUAUAGAAAAUUUCUUAACCACCUCUUUUUUUAAUUGUGAUGUUAUGAUAUAAUUUAAAGGGUAAGAUGGAAAUGUAUCUCUUGUGCAAAUUAUAAACAUACUCAAGACUUUGUCACUUAGGGAGCUUCAGGAAGAAGGAUUCUUUUUUCUAUAAUCAAGUAUUUAGAAAAGACAAUUUGAAGUUCCUUGGAGUGUUCUCGGUGGUACAAUCCAACCCUCCCACACUUUUUCUUCUUUUUCUUCUCGAAUGGUUUAGUUGCUUAACUAGGGUGAUUCAAAAGUAAGGCAGUUUGGUUUAUCAUUGGUUUUCUGGUUUCUUUCUUUUUUUUUUUUUUUUAUCGUUUUAUUUAUUUUUGAGACAGAGAGAGACAGAGCAUGAACAGGGGAGGGGCAGAGAGAGAGGGAGACACAGAAUCGGAAGCAGGCUCCAGGCUCUGAGCCGUCAGCCCAGAGCCUGACGCUGGGCUCGAACUCACAGACCACGAGAUCAUGACCUGAGCUGAAGUCGGACGCCUAACCGACUGAGCCACCCAGGCGCCCCUCUGGUUUCUUCUUUAAUGGGGCUGGUCAUGUGGGCAAAGUGGCUUAGCUAUGUAGACGUGCCUAUUGAGCUUUGUGCCUGUUGAGCUUUGCCACUCCCUCAAGGAGCUUGAGAAGUGGAGGUGAGGGGCCCAGGAGGUGAUUUCUCUGGGCUACCAGCUGUAGGAUUCAGAACAGCUGGACUUCUUUUCAGGGGCUGGAGACCCAGAUGCACAAGCGUGAGAGCAAGGGGGCUGUGCAGCCCCAGGUCACCACAGCUUGAUUCUCUGAUCCAGCUUUUCCCUUCCUUUCCCUGCCCCAUCCCCAAAGCAUCAGGGAUAUAAUAGUGUGGGUUUGGUGACAUGUUGAGGGCUGCAGUGAUCGGCAAAUUCCUUAUUUAGGAGUCUUACUCUGAAUGCAUCUGUAAGAAAAUUAUAGAGAGGGUAGAAUCAUGAUUCUUUAUGUCAACAAAAAGUGGUCUCAGUUAAAAAAAAAAUAAAUGCUAGAUUGAAAGUAGCAAUAACUGGAUUCUGCUGUCUCCCUAUGACCUUGAAAAGAUAUAUCACUUCUCUACAUGUCUCUUCUGUGGACCUGGGGUAAUAUGUGUUUCCUAGAGCUGCUGUGUGAAUGAGAUAACCUGCAAGGAGUGUUCUGAACUCCUUCAGGAAUGAUGUCAAGGAGACAAAAUGCAAUGACUGUUAUUAGGGCAAAGAUAGUGAGGAGAAGACAGAUCUGCAUUUUCUUCCUUAAUCUUCUAAUCUUUCCAGAAUCUUGUGGGUCCUUUUGAGUCCCUGCUCUGUUCCUUAGGUUGGAGUGGUGGCGGGUUCCAUGCUUGGGUGCAGGAAGAAUGCCUUCUACUCCGUGAAACUCUGUUCAUCAGGAAGGCCUGUGUAGGCACCACGCUUUUGGACACGGGUGAGUGGGACACCCAGCGAGUUGUGCUAGGAGAGCACAGGAUCUGCAGGUAGAAGAAGGCAUCUCUCCUCCCCAGGCCGAGAACAGGUAGCCAUGGACUGUGUGCUCCCUCACGGCUUGCCUGCUCCUCCUUCACAGAAUCCACCGCCUGGUGCCCAGGCUCCUCUGGUCACCCUCCAUGACAAAGGAAAGUGAAUGCAAAGAGGCCAGAGCUUCCUACCGACUGGAGUCCAGUGACUGGGGACGCCUUUUGGAGCAGUCCAGCAGUGUGACCAAAGUUGUUCCCUCUGCGGUCAACCAUGUCCUUCAGUGCCACCAUUCUCUUCUCCCCUCCUGGUGGCAGUGAGGCCAGAUGUUGCUGCUGCGCCUGUAAGAGCGAGACUAGUGGGGGCAGCACAAGCUCUCAGGGCGGGAACCCUCCUCCCAGCACCCCUAUCACAGUGACCGGACAUGGCCUGGCGGUUCAGAGUUCAGAGCAGCUCCUUCAUAUUAUCUACCAGCGCGUGGAGAAGGCAGUGGGCCUGGCUGAGGCUGCUCUGGGGCUCGCCAGGGCCAACAACGAAUUACUAAAAUGUCUCCAGGAGGAGGUGGGUGAGCUGAGGCAGGGGAAAGCCUCUGCCCCUGAGGAAGAUGGGGACGGCAGGGCCCAGGGCUCCCCAUCCGAGGAGGCUGGACCUCUCAAAGAGAGCCCCGGGGAAGCCUGCAAGGCCGCAUCUGCCGCAGAGGAGGAGUGUGACAGCGUGGGCAGCGGCAUGCAGGUGGUGAUUGAGGAGCUGUGGCAGGUGGGAGCUGCGUCGGCUGUGGGUCCCGGGCCUUUGGGCUUCCCUGCAGGCCAGAGAGACACGCGGCUCCCCGGAUGCACCCUGGCUGCCAGCGAGGCGGCCUCGAUGCUCAAUCCCCUGGUGGAUGAUUAUGUGGCCUCUGAGGGUGCAGUACAGCGGGUGCUGGUCCCUGCUUAUGCCAAGCAACUCUCACCAGCCACACAACUGGCUAUCCAGCGGGCAACCUCAGAGACAGGGCCAGAAAAUGGAACCAAGCUGCCACCGCCCCGCCCUGAGGACAUGCUCAGUGCUGCAGCUGCGCUGGACGGUGCCUUGGAAGAGUCAGGCCCUGGGGGAACAGGGGAGCUGAGACACUCUCUAGGGUUUACUGCUUCCCCAUGCAGGACCAGAGGGAGUGGGCAGAAGAACUCCAGGCGCAAGCGGGAUCUGGUACUCUCCAAAUUGGUCCACAAUGUGCAUAACCACAUCACCAACGACAAGAGAUUCAAUGGGUCUGAAAGCAUCAAGUCCUCUUGGAAUAUUUCAGUAGUGAAGUUCCUUCUGGAAAAGCUCAAGCAGGAGCUGGUGACCAGUCCCCACAAUUACACUGAUAAGGAGCUGAAAGGAGCCUGUGUAGCCUACUUCCUUACUAAGAGGCGUGAGUACCGCAAUUCCCUGAACCCCUUUAAAGGCCUGAAGGAAAAAGAGGAGAAGAAGCUUCGAAGUCGCAGAUACCGGCUUUUUGCCAACCGAUCCAGCAUCAUGAGGCAUUUUGGACCUGAGGACCAACGCCUAUGGAAGGAUGUGACAGAAGAGCUGAUGUCAGACGAAGAGGACAGUCUUAAUGAGCCAGGUGUCUGGGUGGCCCGGCCUCCCCGUUUCCGGGCCCAGCGCCUCACGGAACUCUGCUACCACCUGGAUGCCAACUCUAAGCAUGGCACGAAAGCCAACCGUGUGUAUGGACCUCCCUCAGACCGAUUACCUUCUGCUGAGGCCCAGCUCCUUCCACCAGAACUUUAUAAUCCUAAUUUCCAAGAAGAGGAAGAUGAGGGAGGUGAUGAGAAUGGACCUGUCUCCCCAUCUUUUGACCAACCCCACAAAACCUGUUGUCCUGACUUGAACUCCUUCAUUGAAAUCAAAGUGGAAAAGGAUGAAUGAAAUCUAUAACCAAGAAUAACUCUGGCUUCUGCCACUCCCCAUGUCCCAGAAAUGGAUGGCCACGGGGCUUCCCAGAAUAACAAGAUGUCCUCUGCAGCCUGAGAAAGCAAAUCUGUCUCUCUUCUUAACACAGUCCCCAAUGGAAGUGGAAGCCAGCAGCUGUGCUGGGAUAAAGACUUAUCUAGAAGGGGGAAAGCUGCCCCCCACUGUGAAUGGCAAGCCAGAAAAUGCUUAUUUCUAAGCAUAAAUAGUGCCUCGGGGAGCCUGAGCUGAAAAAAAGGAGAAGGAUGGGUCUAAGAAACAUGAGGCCUUCUUGACAUCUG
Messenger RNA from Panthera uncia (snow leopard), 9623 nucleotides. RefSeq names its product chromosome B3 C14orf93 homolog (gene CB3H14orf93). The coding region runs from base 7681 to 9300 and encodes 539 amino acids. The record is from RefSeq and is a predicted model, not a curated record. Lineage: Eukaryota; Metazoa; Chordata; Mammalia; Carnivora; Felidae. The transcript has 7 exons.